Microtus oregoni (creeping vole) is the source of this 3025-nucleotide messenger RNA. RefSeq names its product synaptosome associated protein 23 (gene Snap23). The coding region runs from base 172 to 837 and encodes 221 amino acids. Gene Ontology annotation, biological process: exocytosis; synaptic vesicle priming; synaptic vesicle fusion to presynaptic active zone membrane. Gene Ontology annotation, molecular function: syntaxin-1 binding; SNAP receptor activity. Gene Ontology annotation, cellular component: synaptobrevin 2-SNAP-25-syntaxin-1a-complexin I complex; plasma membrane. The transcript has 10 exons. The record is from RefSeq and is a predicted model, not a curated record. Lineage: Eukaryota; Metazoa; Chordata; Mammalia; Rodentia; Cricetidae.
GGGGCGCAUGCGCGCGAGUUAGCACCGGGUCCUAUCUAGGAGUGUCCGAUCUGCCGGGGCUGGAGAGGAGAGGCAGGAGCAGCCCGCUUGAGUUCCUGACUCUGUGGUACAGGUGAACAGGUAAUGAAAUCGUCUCUUUUAUCCUACUUGCCUGUAUAGUUUUGAUCCAUCAUGGAUAAUCUGUCGUCAGAAGAAAUUCAGCUAAGGGCUCACCAAGUUACCGAUGAGUCUUUGGAAAGUACAAGGAGAAUCCUGGGCUUAGCCAUAGAGUCUCAGGAUGCAGGAAUCAAGACUAUUACUAUGCUGGAUGAGCAAGGAGAACAACUAAAUCGCAUAGAAGAAGGCAUGGACCAAAUAAAUAAAGACAUGAGAGAGGCAGAGAAGACUUUAACAGAACUCAACAAGUGCUGUGGCCUUUGCGUCUGCCCUUGUAAUAGAUUCUCAGAUGGUGCUUGUUUCUUUGAAACCAGGACGAAGAACUUUGAGUCUGGAAAGAACUAUAAGGCAACAUGGGGAGAUGGUGGAGACAACUCACCUAGCAAUGUAGUAUCUAAGCAACCAGGACGGGUAACAAAUGGUCAGCCUCAGCAAGCCACAGGAACAGCCAGCGGUGGAUACAUUAAACGUAUAACUAAUGAUGCCAGAGAAGAUGAGAUGGAAGAGAACCUGACUCAAGUGGGCAGUAUCCUAGGCAAUCUAAAGAACAUGGCUCUGGACAUGGGCAAUGAAAUUGAUGCUCAGAACCAGCAAAUACAGAGGAUCACAGAAAAGGCUGACACCAACAAAGAUCGGAUUGACAUUGCCAAUACAAGAGCAAAGAAACUCAUUGACAGCUAAAGCCACUGCUGUACUUCUUUACCAGUUUCUCCGUUCUCUAGCUCCUCCUAAGUCAUUACCUGUUCAGAGUUUGAAAGUUGGUGAAAGAAGGACCAGAGGAGGAAUGCCUCCCUACUUCUUCCUUUCUGUCCUUUGGGGUAGGUUCCUGCUUAGGCUUCACUACAGCCUCUCCCCGUUCACACUCCUAAGCUGCUUUCCGUGCAUCACACCCAGUCCAUCAUCCUCCUCACUUAGCAUCUUUGCUUUCAAGAUUUGGAAGCAUUGCCAAAGAGCCAUGAAGUGUGGGUGUCUGUAUAAGUAGCUUUUGUUGUUGGUUGGUUGGUUUGGUUUUAGUUUUGUGGUAAAGAGCAAGAGGAAGGAAGAAGAAUUGAAGUUGUUAACUCAUUAAAGAAACUACAGGUCAGGAAAACGAAACAGGCUAAUGCCCGGGCUGGGAGGUUUUACUCAUGCAUUUUUUUUUUUUACAUCACUAUUUCGCAGCUUCUGCUCCAAAGGAGAACACAGUGGGUUUUCUUACAGUGAGCUUCACUGAGUUUGUAGUGAUUUGUAUAUGUACAUAGGUUCUGGGAUCCCGUUUCAUACUGCACAUGUAGAAAUUCUCGUAUCAGGAGUCAUAGCAUGGUCCCAUUGUAGACCUGUUAACCUCGUGAAGUUGUCAUUAAUCUUUUAAAGAUGUACAUAUAUAUAUGAAAUAUAAGACUUCCUCACUAAAGCAGGGCUUCAAAAUUUUGGGUAAAGUUUGACAGUGUAUCAUGUGAAUUCAGAUUUACCUCAAUACUAAGAAUUACGUUUAGAUAUGAAAAAGAAAACUUGUUUUGAUCUCAGGUAGCAAAAUAGAUUACUUUGGAUUUUGUGUAGUUUUAGACAUUUAAAAAGUUAUAAUUUGUUACUAAAAGUUGUUUAGGAAAUAAGGCCUUCAGAUUAAUCAUUGAUGACUGUACUGCCACCCCCUCUGCUGUAUGUUCAGAGUCACGCCUAUGUAGAUCCUGCAAUGCUGGGAAUGCUGAGUUGCUGUUGUCACCUUUGUUUAAGAAUUAGCAUCUGUACACUUUAGAGCUACCAAAGUAGAUUGGCUUGACCAAUAACCAUUACUUGAUUCUUACAAUUAAAUUUUGUAACUAAUGGUAUUGUUCUUUCAAAUAGGCAACAUGUUUCUGACUUAUUUGUGGGGGCGAUCAUUUAAUCAGUUAACAAAUCGAAUAAAGCAAAUGUCCACCCAUCAAGCACUGCAACUGAACGCUGCAAUUAGCUCUUUUCCAAUUUUUAUUAGGAAUGUUUAUAGGAGUUUCUGUGGCUGUUCACGAGUCCGUUCUAGUCAUUAAUUGUCUUAGUCAUUUGAACUUAAAUCCACUGAGUAUUUCUUUUUUUUUUUAAAUAUUUUAUGGUUUAUUUAACUUUUAUUUUAUGUGCAUUGGUGUGAAUGUGUCAGAUCCCUGCAACUGGAUCUUCAGACAUUUGUGAGCUGCCAUGUGGGUGCUGGGAAUCAAACCUGGGUCCUCUGAAGGAGCAGUCAGUGCUCCCAACCACUGAGCCAUAUCUCCAGCCCCCACUGAGUAUUUCUAACUGGAAGUUAGUUACAAGUCAUUUACUAAAGACGACACAGCUCAGAAACAUCCCAAGGGUGAGGAGGACAGUAUUGAAGUUAAACAACAGAGAAAUGCUCCGAAACAGGAUGGAUAGUUUGUCAGGUAAAGGGAUUGAAUGUAUAAAGUAUAACUAAGUUUAAAACACUAGAUAGUGCUAUACCUAAAAGUGCUUUUCUUUUAGCAUUGAUCUGGCUAAAGAAACGGUACUGCAAGGUGGGAUCCAAGGUUUAGUUGGUUGGAACAUGUAUUAAAGCACCCAGUUGUCAGUUUUUCCUUUGCUCUCAUUGGCAGGUAUGAAUGUGUGCCUCUUUCCGUGCCUUGGUUUCCUUACUUAUAAAUGGGAAUUAAUUAAUCCUACUUCAUAAACUAAUUCACAGAAUGGUAAUGCCGAGAAAUCUCUUAGAGUAAGCAGGGCUCAGAGGCUACACUGGUAAUCCCAUCGCUGGGGAACCUGAGGCAGAGCCAACCUAUGCAUUGAAUUGUGGGCCAGCCUAAGCUACAUUUAGAUAAAAACACCCUCCCCCCCCACCAAGACAAACAAAAACCUUAGAAUGGUGCCUGUCAGGUGUACAUGUAAUAAAUAAUAGCUAUUUUCUCUAGAA